GUAUACUUCAAUACUUGGGUGGCCACGUUAUCUUUACUCGGGCUGGAGUGACUAUUUAUUUCUGUUUAUAUUCAGAUAUUAUAAUUCAUUUUUCUAUUCUAAAAGUUUGCUGAAAUCUCGGUAGUCCGAUCCUGUUUUGCGGUUUGACAGGCUGACCUCCUGCCAUUUACCACACUUUAAGGUUAUGUAAAUGUCAAGAAGCUAAUUCGAAGCGAAAGUAAACAUGUAACAUAAAACUGAAAAAAAUAUAAUCAAAUUGCAAUGGCAAAAGAAACAACCAUCAUAUUCGUGUAUGAUAUAGAAAAACUACAGAAAGAAGAGGACGACCCAGCCUCUGCAAUUCUCUAUUUUCAUCCUACAUGGGUGUCUGAUCAACAGAAGUCCUCGCUGUGUGGUCAGAUUGUAGGAACAAUACAAUGUGUCAAAAAUGUCCUAGCCAAACCAAAGAUCAUUUCACUGCAGACUGGAAAAUUUUACAUCAUCCAGAACAAUCGCUACCUAUUGGGCGUCGGUACAGACAGAAACAUCACUGAUUUACUACUUGAACAUAGAGCAAAUGCAGUAUAUUCAUUAGUCAAGUUCUUCCACAAUGAUUUUGUGUCUCUUGCCGAACUUUACCAUGGUGAAGGUCUUCCAGCCAAAUUAUACCAUAUAUUUGAUACUUACUUGAAAAUGCUGGCAUUUGGAGGGAAUAUAUUUUCACAUAUUCCCACAUUGAAUCUUCCAAAGAGCGCAAGUAGCGUGUAUAUGGAAGCAGCUCAUAUCUUGGAAUGCUGUCAAGAUCUUGAGAAUGUUCUGGGUGGAUCCAUGCUUUAUCAUAACAAAGUUGUUGCAACACAACUAAGUGCAGACUUGACAAAAAGAAUCAUCCUCACCGAUCCAUAUAGGAUAAAAUGCCCAUCCGACGCGAUGGAAGUCUCAUUUGAGUUGCCAGUUAACGUACAAUUACUCCAAGUGUACAUAUCUAGUAAGGAAUACAACUCGUUAUUGGAUGUUUCCAACAGAAACAGAUUUGCUUUUCAGUAUUUGUGCAGCAAGGAUAUAAAGAAGAGCAUCCCUAAAUCCUCAUCCCAACAAGAUACUUCGUUGGUGUCAGCGAUGAAGCGCGAUCAGUCGCUGAUCUUCACAGCUGUUCCCGAGGAAGGUCCCGACUCGUCGAACCAACCGUUUGUACCUGCCGUCGUCAAGAAGAGCCGUCCGAAGUUUCUGAACCUGAAAAGCGCAAGCAUAGAUGAAGCGUCCGAACGAAAAUCUAGACAAGUUGGUACACCCCUGUGCGGACAGACUAGCGUCGCAUCCACUCCUGUUGCUGACCUCAAAAGGUUCGUGCAUCAGAACCCGAUGUCGAUCUGCACUAGUAAGGGAGCGCCACCACAGGUCGUUAUGAGUAUACAAGUACCUAAUGAGUCAUCAAAACCAACAGACAUCGAACCAUUGAAGAUGAUACCAUACAUGACAGUGACUUCGAAUAAAUUUAAAACAAAAAGGAGCACCAGUUUGACAGAUAUCAACGAACUGAUUGACAGUAUUACCAAAGAUGCAUCGCAGUAUUUCAAUACUAAAAAUAAGCAUUUCAUCAAAAUCGAAUCUCCAAAAAAACAGAAACAUCGAAAUCGUUUGAAAAGCGUGGCGGAUCCUACGUUUCCCGUCUUCAGGCAGGACGGAUUAUGCGUGUCAAAAGCGUACUAUAAUCGUUUUGUCGAGAGCGAUAUAGACAUGGUUAAACAGGAUCUUGAGAAUAUAAAGAUUAAUAAGGUCAAAGCCAACGGGGUAAUGAAGGGCGUUUUAGGAAGGGUGAAGCAAAAUAACGACUGCAUACUUAAGAACGACAGGGAAAUCGUCACGGUGAAGUCUAGCGAUGAGGCGAAUCAUGUCAAAGUGGCACUUGUAAAAGGAAAUAAGGAUCACAGGAAGUCUUUGAAUCUACCGUUGAAGUCCCUAACAGCUGAAAGUGAGGGGCCUGCUCAGACGCCGUUAUCUCGAAGGUACUCGUCCGGUGUUCAGCUAACUCCACUGCUGUCCAAACUUAGUAUUCUGGCGUUCGAGGAUAGAUCGAGCGGUUUCGGUAGCAGAGAAACGACUCCAAGCGAAUAUAGAGGUUUUACGCCGACUCAUUCAAAACCGCUGCCUCACGCGAAAUUGAAAAAAGAUAUAAAAACCGCGAGCAAGACUCAAGAUAAGGAUGCGAUGCAGAAAUGCGUCUUAUUCGUUUGUGGUCAGCAAGAUGUCGUGCUUACCGUUUUGAUGAGGGAGGAGUGUUGUCGAGAAGAAACUGUUGUAAAAAAGUUGUACGACAUCUGCAUGGAAACCCUGCCGAAAAUGGAAAAACUGCUAGCAUACAGCAUCGAGACACAGUCGAGCGCUUCGUCCGCCGGUAGGGACGGCGAACCGUACAGCUUCCUCUGUCUCGAUGCCGACUGGGACACGAUAAAAAGGGGCGGUCCCUGGGGGGCGAACGACUCUGGGGCUUCCGUCGCUUUGAACAGGCUGCAUAGGGAUUUCCAGAGGACCGACGAACUUACGGAGAUACUGCUCAGAUGCGGUGAAAGCAUAAUCUACGGUAAUAACACUGGUCCAGCUGAGGUCUACUACCAUGAGCCGGCGAACGUUUGUUCGGGCUUGCCACCACCUGGCGACACCAUGGGCUUGGUGCAGUUGAAAGCCAGACGGAGACUGGAGAGGGACCAUGGAGUCUUAUUGCUGUAAGGCGUACCUUUUGACAUGUUACCGUUGUAUAGUUUUGGAAACUAAAAACGCACGAACGUGACAACUCGAAGAGAAAUACUGACUCUCAGAAUAGAAGUAAUUUAUUUGAAUACACACCAAAGCAAAAUGAUCGCUCUCAUUCUCUAGCUGUCGCUGCUCUGUAGUUUUUACGUUUCUGGCUUUAGUUUUCUUUAGUACAAAGAUUAUGUUCGCAGAGGAUGCUGAAUACAAGUCCUUAUUAACAUAUUCGCAAAAGCUCUCUUAACUAUUUCAUAUGGAAAAACGCUAAAGUUACAAUGGUAUCUAAACUGUAUCCAUCGAAGAAACAAAGUAAAAUCAAACAUAUACACCCGUAUUGCACGUGAUCAAGAACUUAACCGUAGGAGACGCUACAGGGCCGUAUCAAGCUAUUGUGACUGAUCUAUCAAAAAAUGUCGUACAAGAUAUGUGUUGCUGUAAAUUCUAUCAAAAGCAUAGUAAAUUAUCAGGAAUAUACCACGCCUUUUUAAUCAUAUUUCGACAUUAGGAAUCAGUGCAAAAAAUUCUGUAUUCACCAUUUCAGCAAAAUGUUACUAAAACGCACACGAAAAAACUUGUGGACCAUCUCAAUUGAAAUUGUUCAUAUUUUAUUAUUAACUUACAUAUAUACCCAAUAAUAUUUACAAAUCAACCUUCUAUUCACAAUGCAGAGCAAAUUUUUUUGAGCAAAUAGAAACUACAGACGUAGUAGUAGUAGUACAAAAGUUUAUUACAGACUCCAUAAAGUUUGUUAGUUUGAUUGCUAUUAAAAUUUACAUGAGAAAUAGGAAGAAGGUCAAAAUGGCACUAUUAUGCUUUGGAACUCCUAAAUUAAUCCUAAUUUUGUGUAAUUAUAAAUUUGGAAUUUCCACAUUAAUAACUAGAAACUUACACUUUGAUUGCAGUCUAUAAUGAACUUACCUGUCUUGCCAAAAAGCCCGUUAAACUGCCAGUCUUAAUGGUAUCAAUCGAUUUAUAUGCUGUAUUCCGAGGAGCUUGAAUCAUCAAAAUUGUUGAUGUCAAUUAUAAGGGGUUCAACUUGGGUGUCAAUGAUAUUGUCCAUAUCCCACAUUUUGGUUUCAACCUUCUCUUGGACAUGGUCAAUACAUGUUCUCCAUUUUGCUGGCGUAAUUCUAUCGACAGCAACAUCAAACAGUUUUUUAAGGUCAGAAAACUUAAAAGUGCUGUUAUUUGACGCCACGUAUUGCUUGAUGUCGGCCCAAAUCAACUCGAUAGGAUUCAGUUCGCAGUGAUAAUAUCGCUUGACUAUAUUUAUCAGCUCAGCUUUGACCAUUGUUUGGUCGAAGUCGAUCUUCUUUGAGACAAGCCACUGUUGAAUGUCUGCCUUUUUGGUGGCCAUUGUUGGAAUUUUUUCCAAUUUUCUGGAGUGGUACGGGGCAUUAUCCAUCACAAUAAUUGCGUUAUCAUCAAGUAUCGGCAAAAAUUUUUUGAACCAAUUUUCAAAUGAGUUACCAUCCAUUUCUUCGUGAUAGUCUCCAGUUUUUUUGGAUUCAAAUGCCCACAAUGCUUCAGGAACAAAUACAUCUACGCUACCUAUGUGGCAAAUGAUCAGGCGUUUUCCCUUGCCUGAAAGUAAUUAGUUAUUUUACUUCUCAGCGAGCGCACUAAAUGACGAAAUUAAGCAACUUACUCUUUUUAGGUUAGUGUAGGAUAGGGUCUUAGAUUAGUUUCUGGGUGAAGGAAAUACUCAGAAACUUGGAUGAGAUAGCAAAACUGAGUUCGGAGCUUCCAAAUCAUUGAUUCGAUCAGAGAAUGAAUUAUCUGCAUCCAAAAAAGUUCAUAUACUUCGAAACUUACCUGCAGGAUUUUUCAAUCCCGUCGAAAGGCCAUCUAAAAAAGCCUGCCUUGAGGACCUCACAGAUCUGUCUACCCAAACCUUUCCCUGCGUAUGCCCCGCGUUCACCCAUGUUUCGUCUAAAUAAUAAAUUUUUCUUCCUGCAGCGCGGAAUUGCCUAAUUUUUCUAAGGUAUUCUCUCCUCCAGAUAACAAUUUCCUCCUUUUCUAUCAAUAAACUAUUCCUUCCUCUUUUCAAAAAUCGAAAGUCUAGUUCUUUCAACAGCUUAUGGAACGUAGAUCUUUUAAAAUUUGGCAGGUCCUCAUCAUCAUUCACUUGCUUCAAUAUUUUAUCUAUUGUAGGUAUUUCAUUCCUGAAGAAAAAGUGAUGUACUUUUCUUCUAAUGGCACUUUUGUCAAAGUCAUCUUUUUUUUCGAUGAUUUUUUUUCUCGCUGGAUAUGUUUUUGGCUCAGAUAGUGAGUGAUUUUGUCUAUAUUCCUUCAAGAUUUUGUAAACACUUGAUCGACCUACUCCAGAAAUUUCAGCAACCUUACAUACGAUAUUUUCUAUAGCCAAUCCACUAUUCUCUUGCAUCUGGUUCUUGUAGAUAUUUAGAAUAAUUUGUUUUUCACCUGCGCUAAGAUGAAGCUUUUUAGCCCUUUUUCUGGGUGGCGUUAAGCUGAUUUCAACCACUUCAUCAGCUGUAUCUGUGUCAGACAUUUUAGACUAAUAUUAAAUUUCCGCAAGAAAAAUCAAGUCAAGACGUGCAU
This is a messenger RNA of Acanthoscelides obtectus, 5289 nucleotides long. The record is from the annotation of a GenBank genome assembly. Lineage: Eukaryota; Metazoa; Arthropoda; Insecta; Coleoptera; Chrysomelidae.